AUGAAUGCUAAAAAACGAAAAUCCAAAAACUAUACUGACUCCAAUGCAAUAUCGAAUUCUGAUACUAGUCCUGAGUAUAAUGAUACUUCUAGUGAUGAAUUAUUAAGUGAAGAUAAUAUUAGUGCAGACCUUAAUAUUAUUACAGAUCAUUCUGAUAAAACUAGUGAUACAGACCAUUCUAAUAAAAAUAAUAAUCCAAACCUUCUAAUAAAAAACCUAUUAGUUAAGACUCAGGGUUCAACUAGCAACUUUCAAACAUAUUUAAAUACACAUAAAAUUACUAAACCUACAAAAGUUAUUAAUACAAUCGAACAGCCAACAAUUACUGAAAUGUUCUAUCAUGCUGCUGGACAAAAUACUCGUCAAAAAGAAUCUAUCAAUUAUGCUUUAGUAAAAUGGAUAGUUACAGAUUUGCAACCUCUUUAUGUUUUGAAAAAUGAAAGUUUUAUUAAACUUAUUCAUACCUUAAAUCUAUAUUACGAACUUCUAUCUGAUAAAUAUAAAGUUCUUGAAGAAUUAACUAUAAUUUUGGCCUCUUUUGCUGAGAUUACACAAUUGCUAGGAGGUAGUAAUUAUACUACAUUUAGUUUUAUAUGGCUAGCAAUCACUACCCUUACUAGAAAUUAUACACCAUUGUCAAUGAGUAUAAGUAAUGAAGAGCUUGAUUUAACAAAUAUGUUAACUAUUUUUGAUGAAGAGGAAGAGAAUAUAGUCGAUAUGGAUAAAGAAUUGGAAAUAAUUAUUACGGCUAAUGGAGGUAGGUUUAAUCUUAGUCAACCUCAAAAUAUGGAUAAUCUAGUAGAAAAAGACGCAUCUCUUGAUUGUUCUUUAAUUGCAAUGUUACUUGAUCCACAUUGUAAAUCAAUGAAAAAAUUAGAUAGUUGGGAACAUGACAAGGCUAUUAAUCUUUUGCGAGAAAAAUAUGAUUUACUUAGCAUUAGAAAUGAAAGUAUUACUAACUUGGUAAAUGUAGAAAAAAAUAAUAAUCAAAUGAGCCUUUUUUCAAUAAUGUUUGGGUCAGAUAUAAUGUCAACAUCAGAUAAAAAUGAAGUAGACGAAUAUCUUAAA
Scutellospora calospora is the source of this 1068-nucleotide messenger RNA. Lineage: Eukaryota; Fungi; Glomeromycota; Glomeromycetes; Diversisporales; Gigasporaceae. The record is from the annotation of a GenBank genome assembly.